Molecule: messenger RNA, 1617 nt
Organism: Aspergillus glaucus CBS 516.65
Lineage: Eukaryota; Fungi; Ascomycota; Eurotiomycetes; Eurotiales; Aspergillaceae
Exons: 2
Coding region: 57-1382 (441 amino acids)
Source: RefSeq, a predicted model, not a curated record
UAUUUUCCGAGGGAGAGGGCCGCUCGGGGAAGCUGCGUUCUGGACGUGCCUUCCCAAUGAAGCCAUCCAUCUCGACCCCAACUGUAACCUCUUUCUCUUGUUCUUCUUCCUCCUUCUACCUCCCCAUUUACCUCUCUUCCUCACUAUCUUCUGUUUCGAUAAUCUGUCUUACCCUUAUCCCGUCCACGAUGCGAACGUUCAUUUUUAUCGUCCUUGCCAGCCUUCUGACCGCUGCUGUCGCUCGACCCUUCCGGAGAGAACCGUCCCCAACUGGCGAUGCUCCUGUGACGCAGACGUUAUCGUUGCCCUCCACGCUGGUCUUCGAGACAUCGACAGCGACAAUCGUGCCUGAUGGUACCCCGGUCCUAGGGGAACCGGGUUAUAACAUCUACUCCUUGCUGGUAUCCCAGACCAAGCUCAAGCCAACCAUCAAGCGUAUCCAUCUUGUGAAACGCCAGGAAUACCAUAUUUUGCCGGAACCCAACGACCAAGCGGUCCAGACGACGACCAUGUCUAUGAACGGGACAGCGAGUACCAAUGCUACCCAGACAAUCUCUUCUACAAACUCUACGAAAAGUGUCGACGAGCCGCCAGCGGCAACGCCAGUCAACCUGGUACCGCACUGGAAUUCCGAGAAGCACGCAAUUGCUUUCGCGGUCAUAUUCAUCAUCGUUGUUGUUGUGGCAUUUGUUGGUCUGUUGGCACUGUACUUCAAGAAGGUGAAGAGGUUUUUCCAGCGGCGCAGACGAGACAAGAAGAGCUUGCUUUCUAAUUACGAUGGUGUCGCCAUUGACGGUGAUGAGAUGUCUUCCACUGCGCCUUUGAAUAAGGAGAGCAAGUCGGAUCGGGGUGCUUAUUCGUUCGAAAUCGAUCGCUCGCGUCCACGCUCGCCGCCUCCGGAGUACAUCGUCGAGGAAGAUCCGGCAUUGGGCUCGGUGAUUAGGGUUUACCGUAUGUCUAGAACUGGAUACAACAACAACUUUCCUCGCCGUGUGUCUGCGUUUCAUGAGCAGGAGCAGGAAAAUGAACAGGAAAAUGAGGGGCAAGAAAAAGUCGUCGACAUGAGCCCACCUGUAAUUCCUCCCACUGGCAAGCUUCGCGAGUCUGUUCAGAAACCGGUCCUUAUCGUACCGACCCCUCUGAAUCCUUUGAACCGUGUCAGAUCGUUCUCCGCAACUACGGAACUACAGCAAUAUAGCUAUGAGCCCGUUUCGCGCGGUUCGCAGGAUGAUGGCGACCUUCCUUCUCGAAACUCAACCGCGAAUGAGAGCAGGAUCACCAGGUAUUCUGAUCCGGGCCCGUAUGGAAAUCCGAAUCGGGUGUCUUUCCUACCAAGGAUCCAACGGUCGAGCUCUCCUCUGUUCACUUUUGAUGAUGAAUAGAUUGUCCGCUUAUUUCCAGUUCUUUGUUAACGUUAUGAUUCGUGGCUGAGGUGGUUGUGUUUAUUCUUAUGUUAUAUGGGUUCUAAUCAGGGUUUGGUUGGGAAUCACAUUGGGUCUUAUAUAGUUUCUCUCGUUCAUUUUGCUAUUACUGGGGUUUGAUUUAGGCUUCCCUUUACCUGUUAGGAAUGGUAAAUGGCAUUGAAGUGUUUGUCAAGGAUAAUACAUCCGCUGUAAU